AUGGCUCUGGCACUGUUGGAGGACUGGUGCAGGAUCAUGAGUGUGGAUGAACAGAAAUCACUGAUGGUUAUGGGGAUACCAGUGCACUGUGAUGAGGCUGAGAUUCAGGAGGUUCUCCAGGACACUUUGAAGGCUCUGGGCAGGUAUAGACUGCUUGGCAAAAUAUUCAGGAAGCAGGAGAAUGCCAAUGCGGUCUUAUUAGAGCUCAUGGAGGAUAUUGAUGUCUCGGUGAUACCCAGUGAGGUUCAGGGAAAGGGGCGGGGGGUCUGGAAAGUGAUCUUUAAGACCCCUAACCAGGACACCGAAUUUCUUGAACGACUGAACGUCUUUCUGGAAAAAGAGAGACAGACAGUCUCGGGGAUGUUCCGAGCCCUCGGCCAUGAGGGAGUGUCUCCGGCCCCCGUGCCCUGUGUUUCGCCAGAGUUAUUGGCUCAUUGGUUGGGGCAGGAGAUAGCACAAGCCCCUCAGCCUCUGCUGCCCAUGAGAUACCAGAAACUGAGAGUGUUCUCAGGGAGUGCCGUGCCCGCCCCCGAGGAAGAGCCCUUUGAAACCUGGUUGGAACAAGCCACUGAGAUCGUCAAAGAGUGGCCGGUAGCAGAGGCAGAAAAGAAACGGUGGUUGAUGGAAAGCCUGCGCGGCCCCGCCCUGGACCUCAUGCAUAUAGUGCAGGCGGACAACGCGGCCAUCAGCGUGGAAGAGUGCUUGGAGGCAUUUAAGCAAGUGUUUGGAAGCCUGGAGAGCCGCAGGACCUCCCAGGUGAAGUACCUGAAGACCUAUCAGGAGGAGGGGGAGAAGGUCUCAGCCUAUGUGUUGCAGUUAGAAACCCUGCUCCAGCGAGCCGUGGAGAAACGAGCCAUCCCCAGGAAUAUCGCAGAUCAGGUCCGCCUAGAACAGGUGAUGGCGGGGGCCAGCCUUAGCGAGGUCCUGUGGUGCAGGCUGAGGGAGCUGAAGGAUCAGGGCCCGCCUCCCAGCUUUCUUGAGCUAAUGAAGGUAAUCCGGGAGGAAGAGGAGGAAGAGGCCUCUUUUGAAAACGAGAAUAUUGAAGAGCCAGAUGAAGGGGAUGGCUAUGGCCACUGGGAUCACGAGGCAGAUGACUAA
This is a messenger RNA of Mirounga angustirostris (Northern elephant seal), 1098 nucleotides long. It is a transcript of the gene PNMA2, whose product is annotated as PNMA family member 2. The transcript has a single exon. Bases 1 to 1098 code for a protein of 365 amino acids. Lineage: Eukaryota; Metazoa; Chordata; Mammalia; Carnivora; Phocidae. The record is from RefSeq and is a predicted model, not a curated record.